AGGGAAGGGGAGAGAAGAGAAGAGAAGGCGAGGCGCUGAUAGUGAUAGGAUAGAUAGAUAUAAUCAACAAAACAAUAAUCAUCAACAGAACCAUACGAAUGAUGAAUAAAUAUGCGUAUGGAUGUAUUCUGAUUUCUGACCGUCUCAUCGUUAGGGUUCUUCCCAUUCGAAGCAAGAAAGACAGGUCCGUGUAUAUGUAUUGGUCGUCGGAGCACUGUUGAACUUGAAACCCUACUGGUAUUAUGCAAUUAAUGCACAUGCGAAGCAUAAUUGAUGUGAAGUGGAACUUGUAAGCGAUCUAAUUGGCAUAUUAUUGGUUUUCUUUCGCUGCUGUGCUCAGAAUUUUGAUCCUUGAAGAGUAUCAGCAUGGCGUCUUUCCAUGGUAAUAUGCAGCCUGAACCGGCCAAAAUGGAACAAAUAAUCACUGAAUUCUUUGCAAAAAGUCUUCAUAUAAUACUCGAAUCAAGGUGUCCGUAUGUGUCAUCUCGUAAUUAUAGCGGUGAACAAAUGAUAUCAUCCCCAUCUUCGUCUUCAUCCUCAUCUUCCAGUAUUAGACCAAGGGAUAAAUGGUUUAAUUUAGCACUAACGGAUUGCUCCGCAGCUCUAGAGAAUAUAGAUUUGUGGCGUCAAAGUAAUCUUGAACCUGUGGUGAUCGAUGUGAUUUUAGUGCAAAGGCCAACUGAUUUGGAGCCACUGAACUGUUCUCCAAGAAGGGGCCUCGUCAGGAACUUUUCAGCAAAAGAGCAAUCACUGAAUUUUUGGAAUUCAGAGCAUGAUAACUUCGGGUGUCCGGCUAAGACAGAGAAGAUCCUAGAGAGAUGGGUAGUGCAGUACGAGAGUCGAAAGACUGGUAGGAGUACUACUUCCGGAAGCAAGAGGUCAAGUGGUUCUAGUUGGCAAACCUCGUAUAAGAAAUCAAUAUUGCUUUUAAGGUCAUUAUAUGCGAUGGUUAGACUUUUGCCUGCAUAUAAACUCUUUCGCGACCUUAAUUCAUCUGGAAAACUUCUGACAUUUAACCUUGCUCAUCGGGUUUCCUCUUUUGUUGAGCCAUUCACCCGUCGAGAAGAGUCAGAGAUGCAGCAAUUUGUGUUCACACCAGUAGACACUUUCUGUGGUAGGCUUUGCCUCUCAGUCCUGUAUCAUUCAUCACUUAUGGAUGUGAGUUCUGAGCCAUCAACACCUAUGAGCCCACAGUUCAUACAAGACUAUGUUGGGAGUCCAAUGGCAGAUCCAUUGAAGAGGUUCCCAUCCCUUCCGGUUCCUCAAGGUUCUCCGUCUUCCUUUCCAUUUGGAAGGCGUCAUAGCUGGAGUUAUGACCUUUAUAGAGCCUCACCUCCUUCUGCCUUGCCCUCACCUUCACCCACAUACUCAGAUUCUCGUGCUUCAAUCACUAAACCUAGUUCUGAUCGUCUUCCUUCUAGAUGUUCACCUCAUCCUUUUCCUGAGACACCACUAAUUCAUAAAAGCACUGCAAAUUUUGAUGAGUAUUGGCCUUCUAUCUUUUCACCCUCCCCAUCCUCAUCACCGCCAACAUAUGGUCCUGAGAGUAAUAAAUAUAAGACUAUUUUACGGUCUGAAAGUGCUCCAGUUAGCAUACCUGCAUCUAAACUUGCUAUCGACCAUUCAUCAAUCAAGAAACAAUAUUUGCCGCCUUCUCCGCCACUUAAGACCACCAGAUAUGGUGCUUCUAAGAUAGAAAGAAAUUCUGGUUUGAUUCAUACCAACUCAACGGUUGACAAGUUGUGCUCCUUUGUGAAAGAAGGUGGAAGGCAUUCUGGGAUGAAGAUAUCUUCCAACAGCUCACCUCAGAAAUCAUUUUCUAGAAGCUCCAGUAGGUUGUCUUUCCAGGAUGAUUUCGAUGACUCUGAGUUUUCUGGCCCCUUUAUUGUUGAUGAUGAUGAAGCAGCUUAUCCAGGAAGCAGACCCAGAUCUUUCGAUCAGAAAGAACAUCCAUGUGAGCCACUUGAGCCUGGAGGAAUGUUUCCCAUCAGGAAAUCCCAAGACGCAGCUGUUGGUGCUCUUAUCCAUAUGUUGAAGAAAGCCCCACCUCUGUCUCAGAAUAUCUCCGGUUCUGUCAACUUUUCAGGAGCUAAGCUAUCAGGGGCUGCCUCGAGUAGCUGCACUGGGGAACCAGAGGUUGAACCUGGUUCUUCUGCAAGCAUGGCGGAAUCUGUACGCGUUGGGCCGAAGACAAUAGCUGAUGCACUAGAAGAGCUCCAGAGCUAUAGAGGGAUGAAGGCCUCGCUGCUUAAGCAAGGAAGGCACUAGAUACUAACUCUUAAACCAAACUAUAUAUAUGAGCGGACAAAGAAGGCUCGUCUAGUACUUACUGUUGGGUUCAUGCGUUUAAAACCUGGGAAGAGAUUUGUGCUGGAUUUUGACACGGUUGAUGAUGCUUUCUGUUCUGGUCUUUCCUGUAAAUAUUUAAUUGUGAAGUGCUUACACGUACAUAUAUAUAUAUAUAUAUAUACAUAUGUAUAUAUAUAGAGGUAAUCUACACAGUAAACCCACCCAGAUAUGACACAGUUUGUUUAUGCUUGAGUUGUAUAUAUGAAGCAUUAUACAUAUUCAGGCUGUUUGGAAGUUUAUACAAAUAUCCAGAAGCCACAUGCAUGCAUGUGUAUAGAGAUGCAUGUUUCUUCCAUCUCCUCCUUA
Messenger RNA from Diospyros lotus (date-plum), 2655 nucleotides. RefSeq names its product autophagy-related protein 13b. The transcript has 4 exons. Bases 367 to 2268 code for a protein of 633 amino acids. The record is from RefSeq and is a predicted model, not a curated record. Lineage: Eukaryota; Viridiplantae; Streptophyta; Magnoliopsida; Ericales; Ebenaceae. Gene Ontology annotation, biological process: mitophagy; protein localization to phagophore assembly site; piecemeal microautophagy of the nucleus. Gene Ontology annotation, cellular component: extrinsic component of membrane; phagophore assembly site; cytosol.